CCAGGCAAAGACGGCAAUUUUUUAUAAUUAAUAAUUCGUUAACUGUUGCGAAAAUUACAAAAUGGUAGAUAACUUUUCGACUCAGUUUGGUCCGCUGUAUCUAUACCAAAAAAAUCCCAAGUAUUCAUAGACACCCUGUAUUCGUAAUUUUCAAUUUUGGAGUAGAAGUCGUGUGGAUGUUAAAUAACUAGAACUUAUUACGAAACUGUAACAUAUUAAAAAACUGUAACAUAAAAGUUGUGCACAUAUAUUUCCAUUUGACGUAUCGAGUAAACAAAAGUGACGUAUCUAUGGAAACUUUAAUUAUUCUCCUUGAAGUCGAUUUCUAUCUGUAAGUAAAACUGGGCUCGUACUUUCGUUGGAUGUCAAUAUAAACGAACGUACAUUUAUAACGAUAAAACGAGAUGUCGGAGGACAAGUCACAGGAAAGCGACGGGGGACAGCGAGAAGUAGGAAGAAUUGAUGGCGGAGUACAGGAGAGAUUCUACGACUCGAAUAAAUAUAUAUCCGGGGCAAGACGCGUGCCGAAUGGGACCGUGCCCAUCAACAUUUUACAGUUUCAUCAUUCAUUUUCAUACGAUUGUCAGAGGUAUUUUAAUCUUUGCGUGGUAAAACCAAAUAUCGUCAUUUUCGUGUCUGGUAAUAUUCUACAUUUCUUGAACACCGCAACAAACGAGCUGUGGUUUAGAAGAGGAUACACAGGUGGUGGAAUUGGACAUGUGACGAAAAAUCCAACGUGUGACCAUAUUGCUGUUGGCGAAAAUGGUAUUAAACCUCCUAUAAUAAUUUAUAAAUGGCCUUCAAUGGAGAUCGUGACAAUUUUACAUAAUGGCACAAUGAAGUCCUACUGUCAUUUAGUAUACAGGUAUCUUAUAAAAGAUUCGCAUUUAUUGCACGUUGUAUUAUAUGUUUCGAGUACUAGAUUUACGUAUUUUACACAUUUUUGCAGCACAAAUGGUUCAUUGCUGGUGUCGCAAGGAGGAGAACCAGAUUACACACUUACCCUUUGGGACUGGCAGAAAUCUGAAGUAACAUUGAAGUGUAAAUCUUACAAUCGGGAUGUUUACAAUGUGACAAUAUCCCCGUCGUUAUCUGGAUAUUUAGCGACAAGUGGCUCGGGACAUAUAAAAUUCUGGAAAAUCUCCGAGACGUUCACCGGGCUUAAAUUAAAAGGCGAAAUUGGUAGAUUUGGUCAGACAGAGAUCUCUGACAUCCUGGGUGUAUAUAUCAUGCCAGACGGAAAGGUUGUAUCAAGCUGCGAAUGGGGAAACAUUUUACUGUGGGAAGGAGGUUUAAUUACUCUUGAAAUAUGUCGAAAAAAUCGACAGCCGUGUCAUACUAAAGCGAUCACACAAUUUGAGUAUAUAAAUGGAGAGCUUAUAUCAGUUGGUAUGGAUGGAUGGAUUCGAAUUUGGUUCUAUGAAACUAUAGAUCAAGCAUAUUCUCACAAUGGGGAGCGUUUCCUAGAGAUUCAACCUAUCUAUGAGUAUCACAUCAUUGAAACUGAUGGAACAAAUGGUUCGAUGUUAAUGUGUAUAUGUAAGCAGGAAUCAGACAAUCCAGAAAGUACAUUCUGGUAUGCUCAAGAUGGAAAUGGUGGAAUUUGGCUAAUAGAUUUACAUACCUUAAAAGCAGAGCCACCACAAAAAAUAUUUACAUGUCAUGCAGGAGCUGUAGUCGAUAUGGAUAACUCAACGUGGGGUCCUUUUAUAGCUACCCUUAGUAAAGCUGGGCAGCUGUGCAUUUAUAAUUACCUAAAGAAAAAGUUAAUUCUGGUGCACAAAUUUAACGACAUUGGUAGUCAAGUCGUCUGGUUCCCAUGCCGGAUUGAAGCAACAGGCUCGACACUCGCUUGUGGUUUCGAAAGUGGUGUUAUUCGUAUAAUUGUUGUAGCGAUAUCGGUAGCCGAUGCCAAUGACAAUGUAAAAGGGGAUUAUGUCAGGCUGAUUCAAGUCAUAAAACCACACAAAAUGGCAAUAACCGCGAUGUCUCUAAAUCCAUCGUGCAGAUUACUGGUGACUGGUAGUGAAGAUUCAACUGUGUUUAUUUUCACCAUUACAGUGACCGAAAUGUUUCCCAUCGUUACAGCAAUCGGGUUCAUCGCAGUACCAUCGGGAGUCACGUGUUUUACGUGGAAGCCGCAAUGUGAAACGACAUUAUUAAUUGGAUGUUCGCAAGGUGAUUGCGUAGAAGUUGUAUUACCAAGCACACCUCAACCCUACACCACUGCUUCGUAUGAACUCGUACAGUGUCGACCGAAAGCAUUCAAAUUUCAUUCAGUAAAAUCUGCCAUUCGAAGAGAAUUAAUACGCUUGCAACGAGAAAAAGAGAAGAAAGAAAAGAUAGCGAAGAAACGUCAAGAGAUAGAGCAAUUAAUAGCUGAAAGUCCCGGACUAGAAAUUAACGAAGAGGCAUUUUUCGGUCAUUGUAUAGAAGAGGAAGAGCCAUUACCAGAAAUAUAUGUGCCAAAAAUACCAAAUAAGAUAUUACUAGCGCAAUAUAUUGAUCGCGAUACUAUUUGGUUGUCGAUGGCAGGAUUUGAUGCGGGAUAUAUGUACGAAUAUCCAAGUCCGGAAAGUACUGAGACCGUCGGGAAGGAGCCUUUUAAAAGUACUGUAAUACAUGACGCGGAGGACGCAGAAAUACGAAGCUGCCUCUUCUAUAAAGGAAGAAAGUACUUGUUUCUGGGAAUGGAAGAUGGACAAAUACGGGUUUGCAGAUGGAAACUCGAAAAUUAUACGGAUCUCUCAGACUACUGGACACUUCCGAUGCACGAUAAUUGUAACGGUUACAUCCCAAAAAUGAUCCUCAGUCGCGACCAAAGGAUACUGUUCACAUGCGGAUACGACGGGAAUUUAUUUUCUUACGAAAUAAACGACAACACGCCGCCCGAAAAAGUUGAAUUUGAAAAGACCAAAGAGAUUUUGUCUCUGCCGCAUACUAGUAUCGAAGACAUUGAGGAACUUGAUUAUGUAAGUCUGGAAGAGACGAUUCAGCAAGCUGAAUAUGAUAGAAUUGCAACUGCAGCAAAGCAGAGUAAACAACAGACUUUGGAGUUGUUGCUGAAAUUAAGCGAGGAAUAUAGCAAGAUUGUGGAAAGGAAUAACGCGCUACCGAAGUCUCAUCAAAUAACUUACAAAGAAUUGGAGCUAGAUCCUAGAAUUACAGCUGACCUAAACAAAGAGUUAGAUACGGAAAUGGCUGCGAUACGCGAGAAAUUAGCGUUCAAAGUGGAGAAGAGCGAGCUUGGAUUACAAAAGCUUCUAGAUCACUUUGUUCAACCGGUUACGUGCUUACCAUUUGUCGUCUGCAAAAUAUCGAAACCAGAUUGCGUCGUAUAUUCUUUGCGCCAACGCGUCUUGGACAUUGACGUUACUUUGCCGCAUAUUAACACGACAAAACAUACGCACGUGUCCGAGAAAGAAGCAAAUGGAAACAGUAUAAUGGAUGAUGAAGUGCAACAUUGCGAGGAGAAGCAAGAAGAAGAAGAAGAAGAUAAAGCGGAAACGGACGAGAAAAUUGAGGUAGCGAAAACGAGACCAAUUACGGAUUUCUUACAAGGUAUAAAUUACGAAGACAUCGACAGCAGCCUGGCAAUUCAGUUAAAUCAAAUGUUACGUAAAUAUCACUUGAGAAAGACAAAACUGGAACAACGCGAAAAGGAAUGGCAAAUUAUAUACAACGAGAAACCGGAUAUAUCUAUCACUCAUAUGCACGAUGUACUAGCCAUAGAGGAAGCGAAAAGAACCAUCGGUGAUUAUAAAUUAAAAACAUCUUCGUCUUACAAUUUAUUGUCGGAAGAACGAGAUACUCUCUCUUCAAAAUAUAAGGAACUGUUAAAUAGCCGAAAAAAGCUUUAUUAUCAGCAAGAAGCUUUUAACACAAAACUGACAGCUGUGAGAACGGAAAAGGAACAUUUACACGCGGAAGUUCUACAGUCAAUAAAAUCCCUCAAAAAAAUUCACGCCGAGAUACCGUUAAAAAGUGUGAAACCUUUGCCAGUUGUUCCUGCGUUAAAUGUCAAUAUAGAAUUUCCCGAGAAGAAAAUAACGAUCGAGGAAUAUACAUUGAAGGCAGAUAGGCAAAGACGGACGACAGUUUUACCGGUGCAAACACCUCGUUGUUCAGAUGAAGAAUACGAGGUGCUGCUACUUGAUGAAAAAUUUCCAGAAAACGCAAAAAUUUCUGGUAGACCGUUCGCGUUAUUUCCCAUUACAGAAAGAAAAAUAAAAGUUCCACCUGCUGUCCAAGAUAAUAUGAAGUCACUUUAUUUGAGCGACAACACCGAGAGUCCGUGGGAACGAGAACUGAAAUCCUCUCGUGUGCUACGCAAGAUAUACGAACAGGAUUGCAUGCUGCGACACGUGCAAACCAGCUGCGAAAAUUUAGACAAGAAAUUGGGCAUAUUGGAGCGCGAUAGAUUGGACAUCGUUGCCGAGAACGUCAAUCUUAAUUUAUUUCUGUUGACGCUCCGUCAGGAAUAUAUUAUCUUGAAAGAGUACGAGACAAUGGAGAAUGUGCUGCACGACCAAGUUAAUCGUAGCUCGGAAGAGGUGGCAGCGGUGAGGCAGAAAAUACAUGCAGCAACCGACAAGAUUGAUAUUAAAGCCAAGGAAAUUAUCAAAUUACGUAAUCAGAUUAAAGACAUCCUUUCCGAAUACAUGUAUAAAAUAAAUGACAACAAGUUCCGUCGUUUCUUACGUAAAAUAUUGAGGAAGAAGUAUAAAGUAACGAAGGAAGAAGAUGAGACCACUACAACAACGACCGAGACGGAUUCGGAUGAAACGGACGAUGUCGACAAUGGAGAAGCCGAGUUAAUUUAUCUCGAUGAAAGCGUAUGUCCACCGGGAUGUGAUAAAACGUUAUAUGAUUUAGCAUUUACGAUUAGAGAAAAGCGAUACGCAUGCGAACACGAAAUCAGAGAUGUGCAACGAGUUAUGGAAGCCCUUCAUAAGGAGAUUCAAAUUCAUACGAAGAAACUGAAAAUUAUAGAGAGCAGUUUGAAGAAGAACGAAAACGAUCUACAAAUGUUUAUGCUUAAGAAACAGCGAAAAUUAAACGACGUGGAUGUCACGGUGUUAAUAAAAUUACAUCAGCUGCAGUACUUUCAAGAGUCACAUAUUCCAUCGAAGGUGCACGAUUGCGUAAUGUUUGAUAAGAAAAAAUUAUCUAAAUUAUACGCUCGAAUACAAGAGUUACACGAGGAAACACUUGAAUUGCAUGCUAAACACAAACAUGCCCGAAUGCAUCUUCAGCGAAUUAAAUUCGAUUGCAAGCACAUGCGUGUCAAUAAUAAAAAUUUGAAAGACGAGAUUAAGUUGAAAAUAAUGAAUAAAUUUGGCCAGAAUAUAUCCUUAAAUAAUUUAUACGAGACGAUACUUCGGCGAUUAGUAUUUGAUAUUAAAGCCAACUUGAGCGAGACAACGAUGUAUUUCACUAGACGAAUCAAGCAUGUUAAAGAAAAUUACGCACAGGAAUUAGUCAUAUUUAACAAGUUGAUUCGGGAACAUACGCAAAAGCUGAGCUUUUUAACAGUUUUAGUGGAAGAGCAAACAAAACUUCAGAAAUUAUCCAAGCAAUGCAUUAUGUCAGAUGAAGAAAUGUUGCAACUGGAAGAGAAAUACAAAAGUGAUAUAGUAAAGUUGGAGAAUAUCCUUGAGAAUCAAAUGCGACAGAAAUGUCUUUUUCGAACUGACAUUAAGAAUCUUAAAUUAAAAACAAAGCCGCAACAUCCAGUUUAAGGAAAUGAUAUCCAAUGAUUGAGGAACAUCUUGAUCGUAUUAUAGACAAGAGUGGACAAGAAUAUAUUUUAAUAUUAAAAACAACUUUAAAAUGUUAUGUUAUUUUAAUAUUAAUAACAACUUUAAAAUGUUAUGUUACUGUGUGCGUUAUUCAAGAGAUAAAUAGCAGUUAACUAAAUACAGUUAAUGGAGUGCGUAACUGUAUUCACUGUGUUCACUUCAUAACUGAUAAUCAUAAAAUAAAUUGUU
Molecule: messenger RNA, 5990 nt
Organism: Vollenhovia emeryi
Lineage: Eukaryota; Metazoa; Arthropoda; Insecta; Hymenoptera; Formicidae
Exons: 25
Coding region: 405-5741 (1778 amino acids)
Molecular function (GO): protein binding
Source: RefSeq, a predicted model, not a curated record